Rotaria socialis is the source of this 2217-nucleotide messenger RNA. NCBI's taxonomy places the organism in Eukaryota, Metazoa, Rotifera, Eurotatoria, Philodinida, Philodinidae. The record is from the annotation of a GenBank genome assembly.
AUGGAUGCACUUCUUAAUCGAUUAAAACAACAGGAAGAUGUAGUCAAAGAACUUGAAGCACAACUAUUUGAUCGACCGGAAUUUAAAGAUAAUCGUAAACUUGAAGAAUUACGAGUCGAAAAUGAAAAAUUAAACUAUCGAGCAAAUAUACUUGUUCGAAAUAUUGAAGAUUUGAAAAAACAGAAACCACAAGAGAAUGUAGCAGGAACUAAACAAGAUGAUAAUAAGGAUAAAAAAGAGGCAACAAAAAAAAAGCAAACAGAAACUAAACAAGGUGAUUCUAAGAAUAACAAACAUCAAUCCCAUGCAAAACCAACUGAACCAAAUCAAAAUGAUAAUAAAAACAAAAAAACAGCUACAGCAACAACAGUGGCACCAAUUAAAACUUAUUUUACCGCUGGUGCACAAGGCGAUAGCGAACAUUCGUAUCGAAUAUUAGAUACAUUGGUUGGUCUUUUUGAACAAGCUAUUCGAAAGGCUUUUCCUGAGGAUCCAACUUUACCGGUGCUUGUCGUACCUGGAAAACAAACUGAUUAUCAAUGCAACUCAGCUAUGUCUAUUGCUCAGAAAUUAACUGCUGCUGGUAAAAAAAUAAUACCAACUGAUGUUGCUAAAAUAAUUACUGAACAUCUUCCUGCCCAUGAAAUCAUUGGAAAAAUUGAAUAUUCCGGACCAGGAUUUAUUAAUAUUACUAUUGCAGCAGCAUUCGUUUGCGAACAAGUUCGAAAAAUUCUAUUGAAAGGUGUUUUACCACCCGAUGUGUUGGAACUGGUUGGUAAUCAUGAAACUCAGACUAAAAAGAAGAACGCAAGAGUUGUUAUUGACUUUUCAUCGCCGAAUAUUGCUAAAGAAAUGCAUGUUGGACAUUUACGAUCAACUAUAAUUGGUGAUAGUCUUGCUCGUCUUCUUGAAUAUGUUGGCUUUGAUGUACUUCGAUUAAAUCAUCUCGGUGAUUGGGGUACUCAAUUCGGUAUGUUGAUUGCUCACAUGCAAGAUAUUUAUCCUGAAUAUAAAACAAAAUCACCACCAAUAAGUGAUCUCCUAUCCUUCUACAAAGCAUCGAAACAAAGAUUCGAUUCAGAGCCUGAAUUUAAACAACGAGCCUACGAAUGUGUUGUUAAACUUCAAGCAUUCGAUCCAGAUAUAAUUCAUGCAUGGAAACUUAUUUGUGAUGUAUCUCGACAAGAUUUUGAAUAUAUUUAUAAAGAACUCGAUGUCAAAAUAAUUGAUCGAGGUGAAUCUUUUUAUCAAAACCGAAUGCUUGAUGUGGUUAAACAACUUGAUUCAAAAAAUUUAUUGAAAUUAGAAGAUGGUCGUAAAGUUAUGUUUCUACCGGAUAUAGACGUUCCCAUGACUAUUGUUAAAACUGAUGGAAGUUUUACAUAUGAUACAAGUGACAUGGCCACAAUACAGCAACGUCUAAUGGAAGAAAAUGCUGAUUGGAUAAUAUAUGUUAUUGAUUCGGGUCAAGCCCUUCAUAUGCAAUCAGUGUUUGCUGGAGCAAAAUUAGCUGGAUGGACUGAAGGAAAGAAUGUUCGAAUAGAUCAUGUUGGUUUUGGUGUUGUACUCGGUGACGAUAGCAAAAAACUAAAGACUCGAGCCGGUGAAGCAAUUCGUUUACGAGAUCUACUUCACGAAGGCAUUGAACGAUCAAUGGCUAAAUUAAAAGAAAAAGAUCGUCAUAAUGUUUUAACACCUGAAGAACUUGUAAAAGCUCAAAAAUCAGUUGCUUACGGAUGUAUUAAAUACGCUGAUUUAUCUCAUAAUAGAAAUUCUGAUUAUAUAUUUUCAUUCGAUCGAAUGCUUGAUGACCGAGGCAAUACGGCUGCUUAUCUACUUUAUGCCUAUACUCGAAUUCGAUCAAUUGCUCGAACUGCUGGUGUUGAUCAUGCCGUGCUCAAAUCAAUGGCACAAGACAUCGAACUUAAUUUUGAUAGUGAAGAACGAGAAUUAAAAUUAGCUAAAUGUAUAGUUAAAUAUCCUGAUGUUCUUACACGAGUACUCGACGAAUUAUUGAUGCAUGGUCUAUGUGAAUAUAUGUAUCAAUUAGCAACAUCAUUUACUGAAUUUUAUGAUCGACACUAUUGCGUUGAAAAAGAUAAAACGACUGGCGAAGUUCGACUUAAUUAUCGACGAAUACUAUUAUGCGAAGCAACAGCAAAUGUAUUGAAACAGUGUUUUGAAAUUUUAGGUAUUCAAGCAUUAGAACGAAUGUAA